AUGAAACUGGUAGUGCUUGCUACAAUUUUGGUAGGUUUGGUAUUCUGCGAAGAAGAACCUAAAGCCUUUGAAGAUGACUCGUAUUUGGAAGCUUUGAAAAAAUCCCGCAGUGAAAGUGAAAAUUCUCUGGAUGAAAAUAGCAAAACGAAGAAAAUUAAUAGGAGGGAAUAUGAUGUUAAUAAUGGUUAUUAUUCACAAUCGCAGUACGGACAACCUAUAGGACCAACUCCCAAUUACGGACCACCAGUGCCACAGUAUGGCCCCCCUAUACCUAAUCCUCCCCCAAACCCAGCACCAAUCUACGGCCCCCCUCCCAAUUACGGGCCCCCUCCCAACUACGGCCCCCCUUCCACGUCCCUCCAAGUGUUCUACGGCGCGCCCCACGCUCUGGAGUCCUUCUGGGAAAAACUGAAGUUCAAAUUGAGCAUUUUCACCCUGGGAAAGAUACUGCUCAAGCUGGUGAUUUUCAAGAAAAUCGUCAGCUGGAUAGCGGUGCUGUGUCUGCUGUUAUUCCUGCCUUCUUUGAAACACAAAGACCAGUCGAGUAUGAAUGACGAAAGGAAGUUCCAUGGCAGGAAUAUCACAGGUGAUGAUGCUCUCACCAAUGUAGCCGAUUUCGUACUGAGAGCACUGGACACAAUUCCGCACAAAGAAAAUCCAAAAAGUACAUGA
This is a messenger RNA of Phaedon cochleariae (mustard beetle), 672 nucleotides long. NCBI's taxonomy places the organism in Eukaryota, Metazoa, Arthropoda, Insecta, Coleoptera, Chrysomelidae. The record is from the annotation of a GenBank genome assembly.